AGUUGAUAAACGAAAGUGUUUAAGUAGUGCUUAAAUAGUUAAUAAGUAUUGGCAGCAAAAUGAUUAAAUAUGCUGUAUUGGUUGUUGCAUUCUUCGGAAUUUCGAUAGCACAACAAAACCAAAGAAUUCUAGAAGCUCCCAUUCCAGCUCUCUGUGCACAAAGAAUCAUUCAUGAAAGAACUCCCGAUGGAAAAGGAUACUUUUUCAGUUGGAAGGACCAAAAUACUAAAGGUGUUGAACAAGAUUGGUUGAGCACAAGAAAUUAUUGUAGAAAGCGUUGCAUGGAUUUAGUUUCUCUGGAAACCAGUGCCGAAAAUGAGUGGAUAAAAAGACACAUUGUACAAGACAAGGUGAAGUAUAUUUGGACUUCAGGUCGACUCUGUGACUUCCCUGGCUGCGAUCGACCAGAUUUAUUACCUAAUAAUAUAAAUGGAUGGUUUUGGACUGCAGUUCUACAAAAAUUGGCCCCAACAACUCAAAGAGAUCAAAAUGAUUGGUCAGAAUCUGGUGGAAUUGGUAAACCACAACCUGAUAAUAGAGAGCUCAUUCAAGGAGGAGCUUCAGAAAAUUGUUUAGCUAUUCUAAACCAAUUUUAUAAUGAUGGAGUUAAUUGGCAUGAUGUAGCUUGUCAUCAUGUUAAACCAUGGGUAUGCGAAGAAAAUGAAGACCUUUUAAAAUAUGUUAGGUAUACCAAUCCAAACUUGUUAAUUUAAGCUAUGGCUCACUUGAUUACCUUUCAAAAAUUUUAACAUUGUAAAUAAUGUUGCAAUAAUGUAAAUAUUUAAUGGUAGUAAAAUCUUAAUUUAUUUUUAUUAUUUCAUUAGAAUGUUUAUUGAAUAUUUACUACCACCUUUUCAAUUUUUUCUGAAUAGUAAUUCUAAUAUAAUAAUCAUAAAUAUUGUUGAAAAGGCUUUGAAAUUUCUUUUGUAAUAAAAAUAUUUUUUGAGGAAAUGUCAAGGCUAUUGAUAAAUAUAUCUAUUCAUAUUAGCCAGGCGUAUUAAUUGAAUGUAUAGCAUAGCUUCCUCCAAACGAAAAAUAAUUAUGAUUCAAAUUUGCGUUUAUAUUUAAAAUAAAGUUCUAAAAAAAUGUACACUGAUUUGAAUAAAAAUAGAUGCAUAGUGGAUGUAGUUUUAACCUGUAAGUGUAAACAUAUGUAUUUAUUUUAUUAAAAUAAACAAAUAAUUUAUUUUGAAA
This is a messenger RNA of Diorhabda sublineata, 1194 nucleotides long. RefSeq lists its product as uncharacterized. The coding region runs from base 60 to 713 and encodes 217 amino acids. NCBI's taxonomy places the organism in Eukaryota, Metazoa, Arthropoda, Insecta, Coleoptera, Chrysomelidae. The record is from RefSeq and is a predicted model, not a curated record. The transcript is spliced from 4 exons.